Messenger RNA from Cuscuta epithymum, 4182 nucleotides. The record is from the annotation of a GenBank genome assembly. NCBI's taxonomy places the organism in Eukaryota, Viridiplantae, Streptophyta, Magnoliopsida, Solanales, Convolvulaceae.
AGGUAGCUGGCAGCUUCAAACACCAAACUAGCUAGCUUCAAUAUCUCGAUCAACUUACUCCCCUAUCAAUCAUUCCAUCUUUUCCCGGCUAUACUAUAUCGUCUGCCUAUAUAUAUACCCAUCUAAUUAUUAGUCUUCGCAAAAGACUCAAACCAAUAAACGUUGACCACAUUAUACUAUAAUGAUGGUGAAGAUGAUGAGAUGCAAAAGUGUAGACGACUCUCAUCAGAAUGUUGUUAAGGAUGAAGUCGACAAGUCUUUCAGAAUCAAACAUGAAGAUAUCAGCUUCUUCUCCAGGCUCCUUUCCCGCCAAGAAACAGCUAAAAACAAUAACACCCAGCAUUCCUUCAGAAUCUACUACGCCGAGGAUGUUUCCGUUCCUUUUGUCUGGGAAUCUCAGCCCGGAACUCCCAUACACAGAUUCGCCGACGCCGGCAGGGACGCCUCCCUCCGCCCUCCUCUCACUCCUCCGCCGUCAUUCUUCAUCAACGGCAAGAACCCACCCAAGAAGAAGAAAAAUCUGCUCAGGGCUUUGCUUGUUAAGGUCAGUCUCAAGAGUACUAGAUCUAGAGCCAAACCAUCACCGCCGGCCGCCUCCUCCACGCCGUCAUUGCCGUCUCCUUCGUUUUCUAUCUCGCCGUCUUUCUCUUCUUGUUCUUCAUCUUCCCACUCGUCGUCGUCGUCUUCGGCUUUCGGUACUCCUCUUUCGAGAUUCUACGGCGGCCGGAGAAAGAGGCUGGCUUCCUCGGGCUCAUCCGGCUACUCUUUCGGAAAGGGCAUUAUUGAAGAGGUUUCCGGCGGUGAAAAAUCAUCGGCGUCGCCGGCGUGUUGCGGGUUGACCCACCGGAGCAGGAGGACCCUUAGCAUGCAUUAAGUAACAUCUCCAUUAUGGUAAGUCACAACAUCAAUUAAUAUACUUUGGCUUUCCACGUGGACCAAGCUAAGCUAAUAAAAACUUUGGUUAUUUUUCGCAUUGUAUGAAUCAAUAAUGUAAAUGUGCUUGUUUGUGUUUCGAUGGUUAGCUUAGUUAUUCCAUCUCCAUAAUUGUGCAUUUGUUGCAUACUUGCAUGCAUUGAGCUACCGAUCGACAAAAUUAAUGUUAGAGAACAAUAUUGUAUGGAAUAUGAAGAUAAUUAAAUGAUGACAAUAAUAAUUAUAAUAUACACGUAUGAUGAGAAUUAAGUAUAAAAGAUUGCAACAUUAAUUGUUGUUUACUUUGUUUUCAGUUUUUACUCAAUAAAAAAAAUCAAAUAAUACGUAUAAAUUACGUGUCUUACAACAUGUAAUUCUAAUUUAAUGAGCAUGUACUCCGUACUAUAUAUGAAACAUGUUGUGACACGUUACCGUAAAUAAGUACAUUAUGCUAAUACAAAUGAAUUACCAUAUAAAUGAAUUACUUUCACAUGGACUAACAAUCUCAUUGGUAAAGAUGUCAUAUGCUUACAAAAAUUAUAAGCGUACAUAUGCACUUGCUUUGAUUUUAGCCUCUCUAAAAAAGAAUACUACGGUACAUAAUAAAAGUUUACCCUCUAAAAAUAGGAUACUCCGUAUUUCAUAUUAGACUCUUCCUAUUUUUUGGUUUUGUUUUGCAUCUACUUGUAUGUAAUACUCCAUUAUACUGUAAAACUGUUUCGUAUUUAGUUCAUGCCCUAAUGUAUAAUAAUGCACUCUUAAUUGGAGUAUGCCCUAAAGUAAAACUACUCAUUCAAGUUUUCAGUAUGAGAAAAUUGCCCAAUUAGGAAUGUAAAAAUAAAACUAGAUGUUUAAAUUCUCCAAUUAAAUAAGAGUAAAACAUGGUAGUACGAGUAAAUCAUUGAGUGGACAAGAAUGCCCUUUUACGUACAUGAAGCUAAUAAGGACAAUCAUUGCCAGGCAGCCGCUGCCAAUCACUACGUGGCUAAUUUCUAAGUGACCAUAGAAAUCAUGACAACCAUAAUUAAACGCUAACAGGACUGGUAAACCUUGAACUCGAACCGGCCCUAAAACGUAAGAGGUAAAAAACGAGGGAGUAAUUAAUUACAACUCCUAUUUUAAGAAUUUAAGACACAUCCGGUACUAUUCAUACACUUUUACAAUGUUAUACCACUACAAAAAAGGGAAAGUUCCCGAAAUGGGACUAAAAAAGUUUGAAAAUUCCAAAAUAGGACUGUCAUGUUUUUAUUCCCAAAAUAGGACUAAUUACUGCCAAAUUUGGAAAAUACUGCCAUGUUUGAAGUCUGGUACUGUCAAAACAUGACAGUAAUUAGUCCUGUUUCGGGAAUAAAAACAUGGAAGUCCUAUUUUGGAAUUUCCAAACUUUUUUAGUCCCAUUUUGGGUAAUAUCUCCUACAAAAAAUGAUGGAAUUGGCACGGAUUUACUGAAAAUUUUGUGACAAAUAGCUCAUGCCAAACUAUUUUUGACACUGAUUUGACAUAUUCCUGCCAAAAUUCCUGCCAAUUUUGGAAAAUCCCUACCAAAAACUCUUAAGAUAGGUCUCAAUUGUUCUAUAACAACAACAAUAACAACAUUAUCCCAAUGUCGUCAACACUCCCACCUAUCUAACUAGCCUUACCCGAUCUGGAGAUUGUUUUCGCAUAUGUCUCAAUUGUUUUCACGAAAUAAAAUUUAAAUAUUAUUUUUUGAACGAGUUGAAAAAAUGAAAUCAUUCCCAAAGACAAGAUUUAGCAACAGUAAAAGUUCAUGCAUUUAAAACAAACACGGAGUAAUAUUUUGCAGGCUCUAAAAGAACUAUAUUUUGCGAGACCGCACACACCUUUAAGCCUAUUAUUCUAUACUCGUAUAUUAGAUUUACAAGGAAAUUAUUUAUUACGGACUAUGACAGUUUUUUAUUUAUAAUACAAUUUUGUUUUUUGUUUUUUUUGAAGAAAAUACAAUACAAUUUUGUUAUGCUCAAAUAAAUUGGUAUUGAAUUGACAUAAAAAAAUGAAAGAAGUUAAAUGCUUUUAGAUUGGGAUCAUGGUAAUAUUAUUGGGUGCUGUGCAACUGUGCACCAUGGUGGGUAAAACGCAUGGUGGUGUUCAGUGUUCUGGUAACAUUUAAUUACUAUUAUAAAAUUUAUGUUACGGAGUAAUAGUUUUUAAAUAUUUGUGAUAUAAAUGAUGUGAACAGAUCGAUAAGUAUAUGGGACCAACAUAGUGACCAGUCCUUGUAAUGUUCUUUAAUUUUGUGAAUAAAAUGGAAUUUCAUAAUAGUUUCAACAUUGCAUACUCCUACGAAGUAGCUAGCUAGCAUUUAUAACUUACUGGACCUACACAAUUUGUGCUUUCAUUGGAUUGAAGGGCCCAAGUCUAUACUCUCUUUUUCUCAACUGCCUUAUUGAAGGGCCCAAGUCUAUACUCUCUUUUUCUCAACUGCCUUUUAUGAUAGGUGACAACUCCAGUACCCUUUUAAAAAUUGGGGUACCGUACCUAUCAUUCAUUUGAUUGGUCCAAAUCAUUAUAUUCUUUUUAAUUUAGAUUUAAUUAAUUCAACUGCAUCGUUCCUAUUGGUCCAUGUGGACAAAGGUAUGGUACCUUAAGGGUACCAUAGAUUCUACCUUUAUGAUAACCAAAAUGAUGGAGUUUAUUUUAUUUAUGAGGUAAGGGUCAGAUUAGUACUCGAAGUUGCAUAAAAAGGGUCAAAUAAGUUCUUAUAUAGGAGGUUAUGUCUGGCCGUCGCCAUUUGGGGCGAAUCCCGGCGAAAUUUUUUGACGAAAUUUUUUGAGCAUCUUAUUCAUUAAGUCUAGUUUACUCAUAGCGAAUUUCAGCAAAAAAUUCAACCGAGAAGGCAUUCAAAUGAAUUCUUGAAGAUAAUUGCACAGUUAAAAACACAGUUAUCUUCAAGAAAUUAUUUGAAUGUCUUCCCGAUUGAAGUUUUAGUUGACAUUUGGUAUGAGUAAACUAAACUUCAUGAAUAAGAUGCUCAAAAUAUUUCGUCAAAAAAUUCCACCGGGAAGCGUCUCAAAUGGCGAUGACCGGACAGUAAGGACUUAUUUGACCCUUUUUAUGCAACUUCGAGUACCAAUCUGACCUUUACCUCUUUUAUUUAUUCAUAAAUUUUAUUUUAAUAAUAGCUAGUAUAGUCUGUAUAGAUAACCCCAUGCAUAUGUGUGUCAAUGUCUUUUCAAAUCUGUAUCAAGGAAUUUUCAAAUUACUCUGUUUUGGACAUACAUAGAAAUUGGUUUAUAUAAAACGUAACUAAAG